CAAACAUGCACCCAUGCAUGCCUUAGUGCACGUAAUAAUGUAAGCACAUGACAGCUAUGAGAGGACAAAGCACUAUACUGCCAUGUCAAGCCCACAAGUGCAAACACACACUUCCACAGACACAAUUGGAAAGUGUCCAUCAGCCACAGAACCUGCUUGAUAUCCGUCUCUCCAAAGCUAUAACAAAGGACAGACACUAUUUCUUCACUACACUCAGGAGGCUGGUGACACUCAUCUUACAAUAGACACUUGACUGUAUGUUAUCUGCACCAAUAGGUAUUGCUUAGAAAACUGUUAUGAUCUGGCAGGUCACCUCUCUCUCCUCUCCUGGUGUUUUUUCCCUUCCCAGUGUCUCUUCUGAGUUUGUUUUCCAGGUCGUGGCUAUUCCUCCCUCCUAUACCUGAGUCUUUCCUCCUCGUUAUCAAGUUCAUCCAAGAUCGAUCUGGCUCAUUACCACACCUGACUCCUGCUGCUUAUAAACCUUGGGUCAAGAUAUCCUCAGACGUUUCCCCUGGUCACCAUGUGUAUCCAGCUCAGGAUGGAGGAGAGCUGAGGUUGCACUGCCCCCAAAUCUCUGAAGUUCAUCAAAGCAGUAUUUAAUUCCCCAAGAGCAAAUGAUGCACGCUGCAAGCUGAGUGUGCGUGUAGUGUGAGGGAGAGUCAUUGGUGUGUGUGUGUGUUGUAUGCGUGUGUGUGUGUGUGGAGAGAGAGAGAGAGACAUAGACUGAGCCCCUAACACGGAGCAUGCCUCUGCGUCCGGCAGCCGGCAAACAUGAGCCACCCAGCCCUCCACGGCAGGACCAGCAGCAGCAGCAGCACACACACUCACACACACUCACACACCCUCACACACACACAGCAAACGGCAGCCGGGGGGCCAGCACUGACAGCAGCAGCUCCCGGGAAGAGGACAGCGGCGUUCCUGUUCCUGUCGGUGUUCCGGCUUUCUGUCCCGGUGCACAGCGGAGCCACAGUGCAAGAGCACCCAUGGAGGAACCCACAGGCAAUACUGUGGUCAUCCGCAUUGGUAUCCCAGACCUACAACAGACGAAAUGUAUGAAAUUCAAUGUGGAUGUUCCUAUCUGGCUGUCCAAGCAGAGAAUCCUGUGCACUCUAAACCACAGCUUGAAGGAUGUCCUCAACUAUGGCCUAUUCCAGCCGGCUUAUAAUGGCAAGGCUGGCAAAUUUCUGGAUGAGGAGAGACAGCUAAGGGAAUACCCCUUUCCAUCCAUCGCCCCUGUACCUUACCUGGAGUUCCGCUAUAAAAGACGUGUCUACACUCAGACUCACCUGGAUGAAAAGCAGCUCUCAAAGCUCCACACCAAGGCAAACUUGAAGAAGUUUAUGGAGUAUGUGCAGCAGAGAAACAUUGAAAAGGUUUCAAGGUUCCUGGAGAAAGGCCUGGACCCAAACUUCCAUGAUCCAGACACAGGAGAAUGUCCUUUAACACUGGCGGCACAGCUGGAGGGAUGUGCAGAUCUCAUCAAGGUGCUGAAGAGUGGAGGGGCACAUGUGGACUUCAGAACAAAGGAUGGCAUUACUGCUUUACACAAGUCUGUGCGCAGCAAGAACCAUACAGCGCUUAUAACGCUGUUGGACUUGGGCGCAUCACCUGACUAUAAAGACAGUAGGGGGUUGACUCCUCUGUACCACAGUUCGAUGGUCGGAGGAGACCCCUACUGCUGUGAGCUGCUGCUGCACGAUCAUGCCCAGGUCGGCUGUGUGGAUGAGAAUGGCUGGCAGGAGAUACACCAGGCAUGCCGCUAUGGCCAUGUGCAACACCUGGAACAUCUGCUGUUCUACGGAGCUGACAUGAGUGCUCAGAAUGCAUCUGGAAACACUGCUCUGCACGUGUGUGCUCUCUACAACCAGGAUAGCUGUACGCGAGUUCUCCUGUUCCGAGGGGCCGAUAAAGAGAUGAAGAACUACAACAGCCAGACUGCCUUUCAGGUGGCUAUCAUCGCAGGAAACUUUGAUCUGGCUGAAAUCAUAAAAGUCCAUAAAGUAUCAGACAUUGUACCUUUCCGGGAGACCCCCUCCUACACCAGCCGUCGACGUAUGAUUGCUGGCCCCCUGCCCUCGCCACGUUCCUUGCUCCGAUCCGCGAGUGACAACAAUCUGAACGGGGACCACGAUCACAUCCACAGUCAGGCCCCCCGAGAAAUUCGCGGCCGCCAGGGUCACUCCCCUGUCCCCUCACUGCGCAGUCUGCCAGCUUUUGGGCAGCAACACAGCAGCUUCGGAGAGAGCCGUCAUGGCGAGAUGCCUGACAGCAGUCUCCAGAGUACCGGCAGCUCAAGAUCCUCCCAUUCACGUUCGCCUUCACUACACCACAUGCAUGAAGAGGACAAGCCGAUUCCCAGAAGGUCCCACAGCCAUGGCUACCCUCACGGACACGGCCCUCGUGGAAGACUCAGCCCCGGCUCAGUGCAGCGAGAUCCGAGCCCCCCUCAUCACACACCUCCAGCGCUGACAGGUCCCCGUGGGCCCAAACGGAAACUGUACAGUGCUGUCCCAGGACGUACCUUCAUCGUGGUCAAGCCUUACACGCCACAGGGGGAGGGAGAAAUCCAACUCAACCGUGGAGAGAGGGUCAAAGUGCUGAGUAUCGGAGAAGGAGGUUUCUGGGAGGGCACGGUCAAAGGAAGGACAGGAUGGUUUCCAGCAGACUGUGUGGAAGAAGUUCAGAUGAGGCAGUUUGACCCUCGGCUGGAGACUCGGGAAGACCGCACCAAGAGACUGUUCAGACACUACACUGUGGGAUCCUAUGACAACUUCACCUCAUACAGAAAGGUUUGUUACGGGUCUCCAGACUCCAGCAGCAGGAGCUUUGUGUUCCCUUGUGACUAUAUCAUAGAGGAGAAGAAUGCUGUUUUGCAGAAAAAAGAAAAUGAAGGAUUUGGCUUUGUGUUGCGAGGAGCCAAAGCUGAGACGCCCAUUGAAGAGUUCACUCCGACCCCAGCAUUCCCUGCCCUGCAGUACCUGGAGUCUGUUGAUGUGGAGGGAGUGGCCUGGAGGGCUGGUCUGAGGACAGGAGACUUCCUCAUUGAGGUAAAUGGGGUGAAUGUAGUGAAGGUGGGCCACAAGCAGGUGGUGUCCUUGAUCCGGCAAGGGGGCAACAGGCUGCUGAUGAAGGUGGUGUCUGUCACACGCAAACCCGAGUCUGAGGAAGUCAUUCGUAAGAAAGCUCCCCCACCACCCAAGAGAGCUCCUAGCACCACCCUGACACUGCGCUCCAAGUCCAUGACCGCUGAGCUCGAGGAACUGGAGAGACUAGACGAAAUGUUGGCAUCCCAAGAGUCUAUGUUACGUUCUCAGCCCUUGGAGGCAGAUUACAGAGCAGCCACUGUCAAACAACGGCCUACCAGCAGGAGAAUAACACCAGCAGAGAUCAGUUCACUGUUUGAGAGGCAGGGGAUGACUCUACAUGGAGGUCUUCACCCAGGCAUGGAGAGAGGUCACAUACCACUACCAAAGGGGAUGUCCAGGACAAAGUCUUUUGGUGCCACUGAGGAGGAUCGACUGUCUGCCCUGGCAGGCGAGCACCGAUUUCCCCGUAGUUCCUCUAUGACAGACAGCCUCCGAGACCACUCGCAACCCCAUCCCAUCCCGCCACCUCCACAGACAGCACCUCCUCCUCCUCCUUACUACUUAGACACUGGUCCUCCCCCGGCCUUUUGCCCCCCUCCUCCACCAUCUAGGACUCAAAGUCAGGGCCAUGAGCCUGGAGGACGCUCCAGCUUCAAGCCCACCUCCUUGGACCUGCCUUACGAGGCGGCUCAGCGGCAGGCCACUCACUUAGAGAGACAGAAAAAAGCCCGCUCCAUGAUCAUCCUCCAGGACUCUUCCCAUCUGCCCGUAGAACCUACAGAAAUCCCCCGACCCUCUGCUGCUACUCCACCUGAGCGCAUCAAAAGGAAGGGUCGGGUUAUUGACAACCCUUAUGCUAAUGUGGGUCAAUUUAGUAUUGGACUGUACACACCUACCAAGCCCCAGAGGAAGAAAAGUCCCCUGGUAAAACAACUACAGGUGGAAGAUGCACAAGAAAAAGCUAGUUUGGCCUUAGCUGCUGCCCACUCCCGAGACAGCUCACCCUCAAGACGACACCAAUAUACCCAGGGGCAUACACACACCAGCCGUGCAGAUUACUACCAGCAGCAGCUGAUGGCAGAGCGAGAACGUUUGCGUGCCCAGGGAGAGAUGAUGUUUCAGGGUAAGGGCCCCUUUGCUGCAGCAAUUGCUGGAGCUGUAAAAGAUCGUGAGCGCCGUCUAGAAGAACGGAGGAAAUCCACAGUCUUCCUUUCUGUUGGUACCAUGGAGGGGGCAUCUUCCACCAGCUGCGAUGCCCCCUCCCUGACUCAGUCUCACUCCAUCGAUGAGCGAUUGCUCACCAGAGAGCUGGGUCACCUGCCUCCGCCUGCCUUGGCCCUGAGCCCCUCACCUAGUGGGACCACUUUCAUUCAUCCGCUCACAGGAAAACCCCUGGACCCAAACUCACCACUUGCUCUUGCGCUGGCCGCAAGGGAGAGGGCACUGACCCAGUCCCCAACUAGCAGCCCAGAGCCUAGGACUAAACAGGAGCGGGUAGGCCAGGGCAUAAUAUUCAUUGACGCUCAGACCAAAGAGUCUCCACAUGAAGGGGCACCUACAUCUCCCCCUUUCUCUCCCAAAAACACCAAGGCAGCAGGGUAUGGAGUUGGAGCCUCCCCAGCAUCCAUUUUAGUUCACCAGCCCACUAAGCAGUGGGCCCCCUCACAGUCACCUGUAUCGUUCCGGCAGGAGAUGGAGGCCAGAGUAGAGGAGAGAAAGGAGGAGAAAAGACUAGAGGAUAAAAAAAGUAUGUUGAUCAGUAUUAUGGAUACAUCGCAGCAAAAGACAGCAGGACUCAUUAUGGUUCACGCCACCAGUAAUGGCCAGGCUGUUGGGGUAGGCUCAGAAACAGAACAGACCCCUGCCCCUGCCUCAAUUGAGCCCAGCAAAUCUCCAAGUCCACUGGCUAAAUCUCCCAGUCCCACAGCCUCCCAGCCCAAGCUCCUGCCUCAAACUCAGCAUCCUGCAAGUCCUGCCCAAGACAAGAGUCUGGUUCAGGGAAGCUCCGAGGAAGAUGUGGAUCCGUACACAGUGACCCUGCCUCCUGUAAUUUUGUCCUCAAGUGAUGAGGAAACAAGAGAGGAGCUACGGAAGAUUGGAGUCGUUCCACCACCAGAUGAGUUUGCUAAUGGGCUACUGGCACGGGCAAAGGAGACUCCAGUGUCCCCAGCUAAACCUUCCACACCUCCCACAGCCCCUGCAAUACCAACAUCCCAAACUCCCUCUACCCCGACAACCCCGACUGUGACCCCCACCCAGCAUCAGGCUCCCAAGCCCCCACCACCACCCAAUGCAGCAGCUGUCUCAGGGAAGACCUUUUACCCUCGGGAGCCCCCACCGGUGGGCGAGUCUGGCUCUGCGGCCGACUCAGGCGUGGAGGAGGCUGACACGCGCAGCUCAAGUGACAGAGAGCGAGACCACCAUCUCGAGACCACCAGCACCGUCUCCACAGUUUCCAGCAUGUCCACGUUGUCCUCAGAAAGCGGCGAGCCUGCCGACACUCACACCACCCACACCUCCUAUGCCGAAGGACAGACUUUUGUGCUCGACAAGCCGCCAGUGCCUCCUAAGCCUCGACUUAAGUCCCAGAUAGGUGGCAGUAAAGGCCCUGUCACCUUCAGGGACCCUCUGCUGAAGCAGAGCUCUGACAGCGAGCUGCUGUCACAGCAACAGGCUGCUGCCUUGGCUGCUGCUGCGGCAGGAGGAGCUGGGCUCCCCUUUGGUGGUUCAGCCUCAGUGACUGGACUAGGUCCCACCAAGCCACGCUACCUCUUCCAGCGGAGGUCCAAGCUAUGGGGGGACCCAGUGGAGCCCCGUGGGCCAGGAAUGGGGCUAGGUAUUGGGAGUUUGGGUAAUCUUGGUGGGCUUGGACUGGGGCUGGGUGCAGAUGACGGAGCAAAACCAUCUGUUAUAGGGGAGCUCAGUUCACGACUCCAGCAGCUAAAUAAAGACACUAGAUCACUAGGAGAGGAACCACUGGGCGCAUCACUUGACCCAGGGAGGAAGUCACCUGUGGCAGGUGCCAGACUUUUCAGCAGCCUAGGCGAGCUCCACACCAUUUCUCAACGAAGUUAUGGCACCACAUUCACCAUCCGCCCUGGUAGCCGUUAUCCCGUCACCCGACGCACCCUCAGCCCAGGUUCAGGCUCGCCUGAUCGGGGCGACCCUCUUGGAAGAUUUUCAGGCUACGGCCUGCCCCCCUCACCAACAACACCACCGCAAACCAUCCUCAAAUCCUCCAGCCUCAGCCUGCCCCAGGAGCCUAAAGAGGUCCGCUUUGUCAUGAGGAGCUCCAGCGCCCGUGCCCGCUCUCGCUCCCCUUCCCCGUCACCCUCCCAUUCACCAGGGCUGGGUUCCCCACUUUUAGCCCUGCGGCCCUUCCACCAAAAACCCCUCCACCUCUGGAACAAGUACGACGUCGGAGACUGGUUGGAUAGCAUCAACCUGGGUGAGCACAGAGCAGGGUUUCAGGAACACGAGAUCGAAGGCUCUCAUCUUCCAGCUCUGACCAAGGACGACUUUGCAGAACUGGGAGUGACACGAGUUGGACAUCGCAUGAACAUUGAACGAGCACUGAAACUGCUGCUGGAGAGCUGACCCCUGCCUGGGGACAGAGCAACAGUUGGAGAGGAAGAUUCGGAUUGAACUGGGAAGAUACAGAGCUAAUGAAAAGACACAAAAGGGAACAGAUAAUUAACGCUCCUCUUUUACUCUGGCUGCUUUUAUUUUCUGCAUCACUAAUGUUUACUUAUGGUCCUUAGUGACACUUUUCCUUCCCAUCCUGCAUAAAUACCCUGAACCUGGCACUGCACUGAAGACGAGGAGUCAACGCUCUACUCGGCCCUUUGUAUCUGCCCAACUCCUCGCCCACAGCCAAUCAGAUCAGACUUCAAAAUGGGCUCUGGUGUUUCUUUACCAAGCAGAAUUACAUGAGCUCCAAUUUAACAUUUGAUUUAUGAAAGCUUCAGUUGGUCCCUGACUAACACCCACACGUUCUCUGUCCCUGUUCCCUCUUGUCCUUCUCUACCUCUAUCCCGCCAUCCACCAGGCCUCUGAAGGCCUUCGCAGUUUGAGUAAAGGAGGAGGAGGAAGAGAUUUUGAUCCAAACACAGAGCUCAGUUGCCUUUCAAAUAAUUUCUACAGAGAUCAACAGUGAUGAACACGGGACUAAGGACGUAGUGUUGACACAGCUCUGACGAGGUGUGUCGUCUCUAUAACCUGCUGUUGUUUUUAAACCGAAGACUUUCGAGCCCAGAGGUGGAGCUCCACCAAGUAAACCACGGGAGAAAACCCCUCCGCCUUGGUACCCAGACUGUGCUAUCUAUUAUAUUUGGAGAAUGUUUAACCAACAAUCGUGGCUUUUUUCAUAAUCAAUUUUUUGAUUUUUCCAAAGGGAAUAUUAUAUAUAGGUAUUAUAUAAUAUGAUAUAUAUGUAUCUAAAUAUAGCUUUCAGAAGAAAAGACAAUGUCGCAAAGAGGAAAUGUAAUAAAUUAAUCUUCGCCUGUUUUGGGUUUUUAGUAUAGAGGGCAAAGAGAAAUCUUUAAAUUUAUUCCACCAAUAGUUUACUCAUUUCUACCAAUUAUAUACAUAUAUAUAAAUAUAUAUAUUUUAAAGAAAAAAGUACAUAGAUAUGGAAAUGAUUUUUUUUGUCAUAGGUAUAAAAUUUUCCUUAUGGUCACCCUAUCUUGAACCGUAGCAUGACGAGUUGCAUCAUGGUCUUGAACAGAGAGUUUGUCGUUUGUUUUUAUUUUUCUUACAGUCUUCCUUCAUACUAAAGGGCAUCCCGUAAUGUGAGGCUGAGGCCGCAGGUGACACCCAUCCCCACCGCCUCUUCUGCUUCAGAGCUCACCAGCAUCUCGGAUUUAUCCAACUGAUUAGACAGGGAGGGGGGGAUCUUCAUCUUAUUCCUGUUAAUCACUCAGAGAUGGAAGUUUGGGGCACUAGCAUGGAGGGUUUUUUGGCUGUUUUAUCAUCAUUUCAAAUUCUUACCUGCAAGGACAUUUUAACACCACAGCAUUGUGAAAAACGUUAGACGGCUAGUGAAGAAAUUUCCAUCCCUGCGACCCCUGAGGAUGCUUCUCAGACUGAGCUGCACGAGGUCUGAAAGCAGGUCAGGAAACGGAAACAUUGGGGGUUUUCUCAUCAACUGCAGAGAGGAAAUGACCAAGGACGUACGGCAGACAUCUUUUAAGGAUAAAAUUGUCCUAUAUAAGGGAACAAGUUAAGUGUGUGAACCUGAUUAAAUAAAGUUUAAAUUUAUUAUUUCCCUUAAAAUCUCACCGACAAAAAAACUUGCCACACAAGGCCUCAAAUGACCUGGACGUACAGAAUCUGAAAAGAGAUGACUGGAAAUGUGUCUGUGGCUCAUCAGGCCCUGGGGAUGGGAACGCUUCUGUAAGGUCUUAAAGAAAAUUCAGUAUUUUUUCAACCUGGAAGUGUCUUGCUACAUCGCUGCUUCUCUGUAUCUCUGCAAUUUACUUAGUGAGUAAAAUAUCAUUAACAGCAGCAGCUUUAAACAUAAGACCCAGGUUGUAAAUGUAAAAAACUGAAACUGAAUUUUCCUUUAACAAUAUAAAAUCUAUAAUUGUACUCAUGAGUAGCUUCUGCUGGCAGUGAGAAACAGUGAGUUUUAUUCACGACAACAAAGCAUUUUAUCCAUUUCUUCUAUUACCACAAAACCACCUCCAUACAGCAGCAGGACGCCACGGCACUCCUUCCUGGCGGUGAGUUGUGUACAUUUACAUUUUCUCUUCUUUUGAACAGUUUGUAAAAGCAGGUUGUGAAUAUAACGUGGUAUCUGGGUUGUAGGAAUAGCACUCACUGCCUCACUGUGACCUCACUGAUUAUUUUAAUUUCUGACUCCAGGGUUUUCGUCCUCAAACUCAUUUGGACUUUUUUUUGUUAAGGGUUGUUUGAUUAUAAUUUUUUUGUUGUGUGUGUUGAUUUGUUACCCUCAGACACUGGGGGGUUGAUUUUGUAGCGUGUGAAACAUGAUACUUAAAUUUCUUCACUCAUUUGAAUUUUAGUGACAGAAAAAGAAAAAACUGAUAUCCUGUCCAUUCUAAACAUACUGACACUUGUAAAAAUGAACAAACUACAAAUGUUUCUUCUUUCUUUCUUUUUUUUUAAAGAUCACAAGCAAUGUAUAUACGAUAGAUUUCAUAUAAAUUUUUGAAAAACAAAAAGUAUAUAGAUCUAUAUAUGAAUGUUUGGCAUAUAUGCAUAGUUAAUCACCUGUGGAAAAGGUGAGCAGAUUUUAUUCUUUCUAUGAACUCUUGAACUUUUGAACUCUGAACUAUGAACUAGGGGAUGAUUUGCACAAAACAAGGUGACAAGGUGCUAACAUUAAAAGCCACCCCAUCGUUCAAGCGCAUGCGUGCAUCUGGAUUCCCUGAAUCUGUGUGUGGUCGCUCCUCCUCGGCGUGUUUACAGAUGUGUGUAUGUGUGCAGAUGCAUGUUUCCAUUUUGUGUGUGUGUGUGAGAGUGUCGAUGAGGAUACACAUAUGACAGUGAGAGAGUGUGUGGUUGAUUACUAGGGUUCACAUCACUGAAGUUAGUCCACUAUAGCCUUACUGUGAUACGAUCAGAGAUUCCCGGCAGUGGCUGUGUCACACAAACACGCACACAGACAAUAGGUACACACGUAUACAGAACAAUGCACACACUCACCUCCGACUCCUGACCGAACAUUAUUGUUUUCCUGUUUCGUUCUGAGCGGCAUCUUCAGAACUGGACUGUCCUGCCCCAGAGGAAGGGAGGGGCAGAAAGAGGGAGCGCGAUCACCCUGGGGAUACUGAAUGAAACCAUUGUUAACAUUUUCUACUGUAACUCACCUUGGAGGUGUGUAGCUGAGUCCUGCGCACAGUCACUGUUUUGUACGCCCAUUCCCAGAUGGCAUUUGCGCUCCUUACCCUCCACUCUGUCUGGCAGCACUCCUUUUUCCUUUUUCAGACAUUGGGUUUCUGAGUUUUUUGGGGUUAUGCUAUAUGAGGUGACCCAGUGAGGAGGAAACGACACAAAGAAAAAAAAGGUGCCAAAAAAUAAACUUUGAACUGUAUAUUUGUCUUUGCUUUAGGACUAUCUUAGUUACAGCAUUCUUGAGCUGUUAGACUCAAUAAUAUGGUGCCAUCUCCUGGAAAUCUUGAGAACUACAGACAUUUGUGAGAUCCUUCAGUAUUUCCGACAGGUGGAAAUACAGUCAUUGUUAUUCUUUUGUGAAGAUGCAGGAUAUAUGUGUAUAUGAUACAUUUAUAUAUACACAUGUAUCUUACCUGUGAGCUUUGCAACAACAUGGUUUCUAUUUAACAUUUGAGACAAGUAUCAAAACUGCUUGAUUUUACUGUGAUGAUGGUUAUUAUCCGGCUUGGCUUACUGUUCCCCUAUAAAUACAAAGAGAUGACGUGUGCAGUCUGGACUCACACAGGCUGAUGUGCUGAGGAGCAACAAUGCUGUAGUGAAUACCUGUUUGGGUUGUUGUGUAAGUUUACCAAAUUAACAGAUGCAAAAUGAGCAGCGUGUAAUAGACUUACACGUCAUUAGGUCAAAUAAGUUCAACGAGGGGGUUUAUCUUUGUCUUAUUUUCUAAUCAACAAAGCACAAUCUACAUAGUGUAGGGGGAGCAGUUUUUAAAAACCCACUGGGCUCCGGUCACCCACCGGAACCAGUGAUCUUAUCAUGAAAGGUUUUUUUUCUUUCAUUGUUGGUUUUCUCCUUGUUUGCACUGUGAAGUUUAGAAUGGUGGACGUAUCGCUGCAACACCUCAGCCUUGUCUCCCAGGGAUCACGUCCCCUUCUCGGCAUCUGACGAGCAGGAAAAUCAUCAAACUAUUCUCCAAGCGAGUGACGCGUUACUGAUACGAUUUUAAUACGCAAAAAAAAACAAGUUGAACUUAGAGCACGCAAGAAGCUACCUAGUAAUACUCCGAGAAAGGGUGACAGUGAAGUCUGAGGCAAGAUCUGAGAUGUUGCCCAGGAUAUCUCCACCACAGAGAUAUAUGUUUGUUAUAUUAUGUAAUAAAUUUAUAAUUAAAACAUGA
Pleuronectes platessa (European plaice) is the source of this 11124-nucleotide messenger RNA. RefSeq names its product SH3 and multiple ankyrin repeat domains 3a (gene shank3a). Gene Ontology annotation, cellular component: dendritic spine; postsynaptic density; postsynaptic membrane. The record is from RefSeq and is a predicted model, not a curated record. Bases 744 to 6686 code for a protein of 1980 amino acids. The transcript is spliced from 26 exons. Gene Ontology annotation, molecular function: synaptic receptor adaptor activity; ionotropic glutamate receptor binding. NCBI's taxonomy places the organism in Eukaryota, Metazoa, Chordata, Actinopteri, Pleuronectiformes, Pleuronectidae.